GUUUGAUGUUCACAUGCUAAAAGCGCCUAGCUUGUCUGAAGCGCUACGAAAUGGUUGUGUCGGCGUUAUAUAUUUUGGACAACAAAGGGAAAGUUCUCAUUCAUAGAAAUUAUCGUGGUGAUGUCGAAACUAGCGCAAUCGAAAAGUUCAUGCCUAUUGCGAUGGAGCGGGAAGAGGAAGGAAGCCUCAUUCCAGUUUUACAAUUAGGCGAAAUAACAUUUACGUACCUUAAAUACAAUUACUUAUAUUUGGUAUGCUUGACUCGCAAAAAUGCCAAUGUAGCAAUGGUUCUUGCCUUUUUGUAUAAACUCGUCAAUAUAUUUCUUGAAUAUUUCGGGGAGUUCGAAGAGGAGAGUAUUCGUGAUAACUUUGUUAUUACAUACGAAUUGCUAGAUGAAAUCAUGGACUUCGGAUACCCACAAACGACUGACACGAAAAUCCUCCAAGAAUAUAUUACACAAGAAAGUCACAAGCUAGAGGUGGCUCCACGUCCUCCAGUUGCUGUUACAAAUGCGGUAUCUUGGCGCUCAGAAAAUGUAAAAUACCGGAAAAAUGAAGUUUUCUUGGAUGUUGUCGAGUCUGUGAAUCUAUUAGUAAGCUCCACUGGCAACGUUUUGCGGAGCGAGAUAGUGGGUAGCAUAAAACUUCGUGUUUAUCUCUCUGGAAUGCCUGAGCUUCGCUUAGGAGUAAAUGACAAGGUCAGGUUUGAAAACAUCGGGCGUGAUAAAGGUAAAGCUGUAGAACUGGAAGAUGUGAAAUUUCAUCAGUGUGUUAGGCUGUCAAGAUUUGAAAAUGAUCGAACAAUCUCUUUUAUUCCUCCAGAUGGUGAAUUUGAACUGAUGUCUUACAGACUGAACACCCAUGUUAAACCCCUUAUCUGGGUAGAAGCAAUCAUUGAAAAACAUGCACAUAGUCGUAUGGAAUAUAUGGUGAAGGCUAAAGCACAAUUCAAACGUCGAAGUACAGCUAAUCAAGUUGAAAUUCAUGUUCCAGUCCCGUCGGAUGUUGAUUCUCCAAGAUUUAAAACAACAAUGGGUAGUGCGAAGUAUGUUCCAGAGACAAAUGUUGUUAUAUGGACAAUACGCAGUUUUCCUGGUGGUAAAGAAUAUAUAUUAAGAGCCAGUUUCGGUCUACCUUCUGUAGAAGGUGGUCAAGAUGUGGAAUCUAGACCACCAAUAACUGUGAAAUUUGAAAUACCAUAUUUUACCGUAUCUGGUUUACAGGUUCAUCAUUUGAAAAUUAUUGAAAAAUCUGGUUAUCAUGCACUCCCAUGGGUACGUUAUAUCACGCAGAAUGGUGAUUAUCAACUGCGUACUUUAUAAAACAAGAAUACACCAACCAACAGAAAGAUACAAUGUUAUUUUGUAUCAUUCCUACGUAUUUCUUACUAUUUCUUUUAAAGUUUUGUCUCUCGUUUACUCCUACUACUUCCGGUUAUUUGAGUAGUAAAAUUAUCAUGUUAUCAAUUUCUCUUUUGUUUGUACGAGAAAUUUCUACUUUCGUCUCAUUUUAACCUUUUUUUAAAUUUCAUUUAUUUCAUUUUGAACAAAUUCAUUGUGAAUGAUGACAAAAAAACCUUCUACUAUUACCAACACAUUUUUUCAAUCUUCUAUAUCUUAAUAAUCUUCAUCUUAUCAACUAUUUUAGAAAAAUUCAAUCAGUUAGACCAGAAUUUAUCACAUGGCUGUGAAUAAUCACUUAUAAGCGACUACUACUACUACUACUACCGUUACCACUCUAACACUACAAAAAUUACCGCAAUUUUUAUGAAAUAUGUUUCUAUUCAUGAUAAUAUGAGUAUAAUCUUCUUAUCAGCUUCUAAUAUUAUUUGGUUAAUGAUUUUAAAUGGGAAAAUUUUUUUCACAACUUUUAAUAUAUGUACUAGUGUAUUUGUUUUUUUCUAAUAGUUGUCCUUGUGGUGUAUUUCGUGAGAGAGGGGAGAGAAGGUUUGUAUACUGUGAAGUAUAUGAUAUAUGACACUUCACUAUUGUGAUGUAUAUUAUAGGCUUUUAUUUUGUAGAUAACUUAAAUCCCAUUUAGUUUAUUUUUGAUCAUUUUUUAAUGAUGACAGUGGUUCCUGCAUAUCUCUAUAUCACACUCAUCCUGUGUCUUAUUUGUAUUUGUCGUAAAUCUGUUCACGUUCUACUCAUUUAUUUACUUACUUGUUACAAUCUUUUAUAGUCAGAAUUGGGAUAUGAA
Schistosoma turkestanicum is the source of this 2199-nucleotide messenger RNA. The record is from the annotation of a GenBank genome assembly. NCBI's taxonomy places the organism in Eukaryota, Metazoa, Platyhelminthes, Trematoda, Strigeidida, Schistosomatidae.